GAGGGGAGGGCAAGGGUCACGCCAGGGCCUAAGGCCUUACUGCCGCCGCCGCCGUGCCCGAGUCAGUCCGUGGUCAGGAUCCCAGGCAGACGCACCGAGCCCCACAGCAACCCAGCCGCCAUGUCCUACAAAGUCGUUUUCGUUCUGGCGGCACUCUGCCUCGCGCAGGUGAUUGCCCGCCCGGAGGCCGCCGAGCCCGUCAAGUUCGACGAGAUUGUCGCCAAGACACAGAAUGCCAUCAACACCAUGGCCGUCGAGGUGCAGAAGGCCCUCGGCGUCAAGGAGCUCCCCGAGCCCCAGAAGGUGGCCGACUCCAUCAUCCAGGGUGGCAAGGACCUGGCCAAGCAGAUCAGCGACAUCGUGACUGAGAUCUCCUCCAAGCCCGACCUCAACUCGGCCGUCUCCGCCAUCACCAAGAGGAUCAACACCACCGUGGAGGACCUCCAGAAGCAGGUGCCCACCGUGCAGGCCAAGGCCAGCGAGCUCCAGAAGACCCUCCAGACCAGCAUGCAGACGCUCGUCACCGAGACUCAGAAGCUGGCUGAAAACCUUGGCCCCGUCCAGGCCGAUAUGAAGAAGAGCCUGGAGUCCGUCAUGGAUCAGGUGUCCAAGGCCGCCGUCGAGGUCCAGAAGAAGGUCAAGGAGGCCAUCGACGCCCCCGUUGCGAACGUCUGAGCAAAAUGCAGAGGCCCAGGCUUAUCUACAUUUCAAUCUUGUUCCUAUCAUAACUACAGUUAAAACAGUACCUUUCCCAUUUUUCUCUCAUACACCACACACCUCACAUCCUUCAUCGUUAAUAAUAUUAUUAUGUUUGUAAUUGGGUGCUCGAGACCCUCGGACCUACUUUCCUCAUUCUUAUAAGCUAUUUAAUUAUCUGCGUAUGAACUACACGACCAUGAGGAGGGAAGCAGAUCUGUAAUAGAAUGACUACUUCGUCAAAUAAAUUAUCUGCCACCAACAUC
This is a messenger RNA of Frankliniella occidentalis (western flower thrips), 962 nucleotides long. RefSeq lists its product as uncharacterized. The transcript is spliced from 3 exons. The record is from RefSeq and is a predicted model, not a curated record. NCBI's taxonomy places the organism in Eukaryota, Metazoa, Arthropoda, Insecta, Thysanoptera, Thripidae. The coding region runs from base 121 to 675 and encodes 184 amino acids. Gene Ontology annotation, cellular component: extracellular region. Gene Ontology annotation, molecular function: lipid binding. Gene Ontology annotation, biological process: lipid transport.